GACGUAGCUGGUCCAGCUGGAUCUGGCUGCGGGAAGCAGCCACGGCUCAGUACCCGGCCUCCAUCCCGGAAAAGGUUUCCUUUCGCUCCUUAUAAGGCGCUGGCGGGUCAGAGUGAGGUAAGCAGCGUCUGCUGUAUAACAAAUCCCUCAUUAACUCUGUCAAAGAUCUCCAGCUAGAAGCUUAAUAUGGGCAAAUCAGCUUCCAAGGAGUUUUCCCGUGAAGUUUUAAAAACUCACAACGAUUAUAGGAAGAAACAUGGUGCUCCGGGAUUGAAACUUUGCAGCAAACUCUGUAAAGAUGCACAACAAUACGCCGAGUCUCUGGCCAGUACCCGGGUGCUCAAACACAGCCCGGAAUCCAGCCGGGGACAAUGUGGAGAGAACCUCGCCUGGGCAUCGUAUGACCAACCCGGUGAGUGCAAACUUCACAGAUAA
This is a messenger RNA of Rhincodon typus (whale shark), 435 nucleotides long. RefSeq names its product Golgi-associated plant pathogenesis-related protein 1-like. The record is from RefSeq and is a predicted model, not a curated record. The transcript has 3 exons. Bases 187 to 435 code for a protein of 82 amino acids. NCBI's taxonomy places the organism in Eukaryota, Metazoa, Chordata, Chondrichthyes, Orectolobiformes, Rhincodontidae.